Messenger RNA from Parnassius mnemosyne (clouded apollo), 2777 nucleotides. Lineage: Eukaryota; Metazoa; Arthropoda; Insecta; Lepidoptera; Papilionidae. The record is from the annotation of a GenBank genome assembly.
AGUUAAAGAUUGUACUUGAAGUUGAAGGACUGUUUAUUUUCGAUAAAUUACUAACUUUUAUUGCUUUUGAAAAAUGAUCGAGUUUUUGAAUAAAUUACAAAAUUUACAAUUAGAUAGUCUGAGUGAAGAAUGGGUGGAUGCUAUAUUUCAUUCUGAAUUUUUGGAAUUUGGAGAUUUACCCUCAGAAUUUGAAAGUGCACUCGAGGCGUUCGAAAUAAAGUUUGUUUUGAGAGAUAUAAUGUUAAGUUUAGAUAACUGGUUGAAUGAGGAACCAUCUAUUAGUGAAGAAAAAUCAUGGGCUAUUCUUUCACAUCAAACACAUCAUCAAAAACUUUUAUGCAUUCUCGCUUACUUCAUCGAUUAUGGAAAUAAAAAUGUACUUAAUAAAGAACAUCGUGAUAUCGCAAUGUUGUCUUCACGUCUGUAUUAUAAACUGCUCUCUAUACCUGGUUAUAAAGCAUAUCAUAUCUACCAUUCUCAAUUGUUUGUGCACUCCUUGGCAUGUCUGAGUUUUCCUAAAACAAUGUGUGAUAAUGAAGAUAAUUAUUUUAAUGUCAGAGAAUUAACCUAUGAAGUGAAUGCAACAAUAAAGGAGUUGCAAGAUUAUGUAUAUGACCUAAGAAACAUUAUUAAAAAUUUACAGUUAAAAGUGCAUGAUAUGAAUUUUGAAGAAAUCUUAAGUAAUCUAGUUGAUGUAACAGGUGGUGCUAUAGUCAUUAGGUUAAAUAUAGACAGAGCAGAAUUGGCAAAGGUAUCUGGUUGUAUAUAUGAAAUGAUUGACUUAUUAAUUUGCGACUCCAGUGGGUGUCCUAGUCCUGAAGCAAUUCAACUUGUCUUCAAGUGCCUUCUUCCAAAACUUGUUGCAGCUUCAAUUGAUAGUAGAAAUGCUAAUAAUAUUGUGAGGGCAUCCUACGUUACCUAUUCAGGAUUACUACUUAGUAAAUAUGGCAGAGCAGCUCUAUCAAGUUAUAUCAUACUACUGCAACAUCUUUGUUAUACGCUCGAUGGAUUGGAACGUGCUGAAAUCCGUACAGCCCGCAUGUCCUUAGUUGUUGGUCUUAUGAGUCUUCUGCCUAAAAAAUCCUACAAAGAUACAAUAAAGUGGCUUCUGAAAUUGUCUACAACAGCAAAAGUCUCACACAGACAAAUUGCUUUAGAAAUAUUAAGUAAGUUUUUAACCAAUGAGCCAGAAGAGUUAAAAUCGAGCGAAACACCUUUGGAAAGACGAAAUGAACAAGAAUCAGAAUUAGCACCGUCCAGCAGGGUACAUGAUACACUAACCCACGAUAAGGUUCAAGAAUCAGAUGUGGCAGAGGAAGACCAAACUUCAUCUAAUGAUAAUGAUUCCACAGAAGACGAAAACAAUCAAGAUUUGCCAAUAGAAAUAAGAAAUGCAGAGCAGGAGCUGACAGAAGAAGAGAUCGCGAAUGUUCUACGGAAGCGUGCGCAUACAGCUCCGCAUGCAGAGAUCGUACGUGCACUGUACGAACGGGUGAACGACGCGUCGAGCGCCUUGCGAAUGCGCGCGUUGGCCAUACUUACCGAAUGUCUUGAAAGCACACACGCCCCAUUGCAAGAAGCCAUCAAGGAGUUGAACGGGGCGGGGGAGGUGUCGCGGCUGGUGGUGGUGGCGGCGCGCUGCGCGUGCGACGAGCGCGCCGUGGUGCGGCGCGCGGCCGCCGCGCUCGUGCAGCGCCUGCUGGCCGCCGCGCCCCGCCCCCAGCCCAACGACCUGGCGAUUCUCGUGGGACUGUGUCGCGAUGCUAGUAUUCUGGUGCGCACAACGGCUAUCACAGGUCUUAGCGAGCUUGUGCUGCAACAGCCCAGUGAGAUGAUGCUAGAUGCUUUUCUUACAGGACCAAUGCAUCAGCUUUCUGAUCCUGAAGCUAAGGUUCAAGAACAAGUGGUAACGCAUAUCCAGCAAAUAUUAUUCGAACGAAUACGUAAGCAUACUGCGACGGAACAAGAGGACCGGCUUCCGUGGUUGUUCCUUGACGGGAUCAUCCGGCAUAACAUGCGUAGAUACCUGCAGAAGGCUUGCGCGCUCCUCGAUAAGUCUUCCAAAUGUAUUAAUCAUCGCAUUGUGGACGCAGUGAGUACGCACUUAGGCGCAGUGGAUGAGCUUCGUGACCUGCAGUGCCUGGUGUUGCUCACUAGCGUGGCGCGACACGUUGAAUACUCCGAUCUCGCCUUCCUCCUCGAAUACUACUACAAACUGGACCGCGAUGCCCAGGUACAAGAUAUUCGAAUACUGGCUUUACUACUGGAGCUGCUGACCGCGUGGUCAAGAUGGCUGACUGCGUCUGACAGGGAGGCGCUCAGAGCACACCUAGUGCAAAGACUUGCCACCGCUACAAAUGCCGCCGAUGAUGGUUGUAGAGCCGCGUGCGCUACUCUAGCAGCUCACUUGGACCCAGAAAAUUUACAGUGGGCGACAGAACUCAUGCAAAUUGCGGAGCGCGGCGGGCCGCUGGAGCAGUGGGUGCGCGCAGCGGACCUGUCGCUGGUGGCGCGCGAGCCGCCCGCGCCUGACCUGCUGCGCCGCUUCCUCGCGCCCCUCGCACACCCGCCGCCAGCCCUAAUCCAGGCAAUCUGCUGCGUUGCAUCGGCUUACGACGAUCACGAGGCGCCGUGUCAGCAUAACGUGUCUACUGUCUUAUAUUACCUGGUUCUAAUAUUUUACCGUGUGAAUCCAUUCUACAUUCAAACAUCGAAUUAGAGUCACCUCAGUUAUAAGAAUUAAUUGUAAUAAUUACUUUAAAUUAAAUAUAUAUAUU